Drosophila serrata is the source of this 4276-nucleotide messenger RNA. It is a transcript of the gene Shaw, whose product is annotated as potassium voltage-gated channel shaker cognate w. Gene Ontology annotation, molecular function: delayed rectifier potassium channel activity; protein binding. NCBI's taxonomy places the organism in Eukaryota, Metazoa, Arthropoda, Insecta, Diptera, Drosophilidae. The record is from RefSeq and is a predicted model, not a curated record. Gene Ontology annotation, cellular component: voltage-gated potassium channel complex; axon terminus; presynaptic membrane. Gene Ontology annotation, biological process: protein homooligomerization; potassium ion transmembrane transport; action potential.
ACGGUGCGGAACGCGAAUGCGAAGAGAGCGGAGAGGACAACAGCCUGUAGUGAGAACGGAAUGGAUAACAGCCCGUAGUGAGAACGGAAAGGAGCGCAGGGAAACGGAGAAAGGAGGCCCACCAAACCCGAACGAAAAAUAAAUUAAAGAAAUACACAAAAGCAGUGUGUGUCCAGUUUAGUGCAACUCCUUGAUUAGUUUGUGAUCCGAAAACACCGAGCAUUUUCCAACUAUGUCUGUGGGUCGUGCGCUCCGAGACCGCAGGAUGAGGGAAUAGAGCGCCAUGUUGUCGAAUGAAGCCCCAACUUAGUGAGUAGCUCAAGGCCCAGGGCGCAGCAUUCCGAGGAUGCUUUGGGUUCCUAACCGUUCCUAACCAUUCCUGGUUGAACCAUUUUCAAGUGGGAGUCCGCGGGAUUGAGACCUGAUCCCCAUCUCCCUCCCACACCCCGGAGGUUGGAGCGUUGUGUCGUGUAUGAGUGUCGAGGUGCCUGGGACGCGGGGCACGGAGAACUGUACAAAUCGUGGGCAAGGACAACGAACAAAUUUCAGCCAUGAAUCUCAUCAACAUGGACUCGGAGAACCGGGUGGUGCUCAAUGUGGGCGGCAUCAGGCACGAGACCUACAAGGCCACGCUGAAGAAGAUUCCGGCAACGCGAUUAUCCCGCCUCACCGAGGCCCUGGCCAACUAUGAUCCGAUAUUGAAUGAGUACUUCUUCGACCGGCAUCCGGGCGUCUUUGCACAAGUGCUCAACUAUUACAGAACCGGCAAGCUGCACUAUCCCACGGAUGUGUGCGGACCGCUGUUUGAAGAGGAAUUGGAAUUUUGGGGCCUAGAUUCGAACCAGGUGGAGCCCUGCUGUUGGAUGACCUAUACGCAGCAUCGCGACACUCAGGAAACCCUGGCCGUACUGGAUCGCCUUGAUCUAGAUACGGAAAAACCGUCCGAAGAGGAGUUGGCAAGGAAAUUUGGCUUCGAGGAGGACUACUACAAAGGCACCAUAUCCUGGUGGCAGGAGAUGAAGCCGCGCAUUUGGUCCUUGUUCGACGAGCCCUACAGUUCCAAUGCCGCCAAGACCAUUGGCGUGGUUUCGGUGUUCUUCAUCUGCAUUUCGAUCCUGUCCUUCUGCUUGAAGACCCAUCCCGAUAUGCGGGUGCCCAUUGUCAAGAAUGUGACGGUGCGAACUGCGAAUGGAAGUGCUGCCUGGUUCUUGGACAAAACACAGACCAAUGCCCACAUAGCCUUCUUCUAUAUCGAAUGCGUGUGCAAUGCCUGGUUUACCUUUGAGAUACUGGUGCGCUUUAUCUCGUCGCCAAACAAGUGGGAAUUCAUCAGGUCAUCUGUUAACAUCAUAGAUUACAUAGCGACGCUUAGUUUUUAUAUCGAUCUAGUGCUUCAGCGGUUCGCAUCGCAUUUGGAGAACGCUGACAUCCUCGAGUUCUUCUCGAUCAUCCGCAUUAUGCGUCUGUUCAAGCUGACGCGCCACUCGUCCGGCCUGAAGAUCCUCAUCCAGACGUUCCGCGCCUCGGCCAAGGAGCUAACCCUGCUGGUCUUCUUCCUCGUCCUGGGCAUCGUGAUCUUCGCCAGCCUGGUCUACUAUGCGGAACGCAUCCAGCCGAAUCCGCACAAUGACUUCAACAGCAUACCGCUGGGCCUGUGGUGGGCCCUGGUCACCAUGACCACCGUCGGCUAUGGCGACAUGGCCCCCAAAACCUACAUCGGCAUGUUCGUGGGCGCCCUAUGCGCCCUGGCCGGUGUACUAACCAUUGCACUGCCAGUGCCCGUCAUCGUCAGCAACUUUGCCAUGUACUACUCGCACACGCAGGCCAGGGCCAAACUGCCAAAGAAGCGGAGACGAGUGCUUCCCGUCGAGCAGCCGCGUCCGCCACGACUGCCAGGUGCCCCUGGCGGCGGGGGAGUCAGUGGCUGUGGCACACCGGGCUCUGGCCCUCACUCCGGACCCAUGGGCUCCGGCGGAACUGGACCACGUCGCAUGAACAAUAAAACCAAGGACCUGGUCAGCCCCAAGUCUGUUGCUCAACUUUUCGCAGGUCCUUUGGGCGCUAGUAUCGUGGCCAUGAGUCCCAGGACAAUGCUGGAUCUCAAUCCAGCCUUGGCAAUGGGCAAGCCCGCGUUCCAGCCGCGUAUACCCACGCCACUGGCCGCCACACCGCCAUCGCACCAGGCAGGAGUCGAAACGGGAGGAGGAGUAGGACUAGGAGGAGGAGGAGGAGCUGGAGUUGGAGUUGGAGUUGGAGUUGCAGGAACCCCCGCCGCUCCACAUCCGAUGCCCAGCAUUGCCGUGUCCACCACGGCCAGUGUGGGCAAGGACUCCGGUGUUUCGACAACCACCACAGCGGCGACCACGAACAGCGGCCUGGAGACCAGCAAGAAGGCCUUCCUCUAAACCACCAAGGAAGGAAUGACAAAGGGCAGCCAAGACUCAAAAGCCACCUGAUAUCAAUGUAUAUCCUAUAGACCCCAUUAUCAUCAGCCGGAAAUAAGCAAUAUCUCGAUUCGAUAUCAUAUAGCCUUCGCAUACGUAUAAGGAGUACUUCAGAGAUGGCAAAGGAUCAUUGAUUAGAGAUCGUCUUUGUUUUAUUUGACUCUCCCUUUAGAUUCCCCCAAUGAAAAUGUAAAUGAAUAUCAUAUAUUCGCCCAGGUAAAGGUAUAAAUUUCUUUUAAGCAAAGGUCCCCAGGUGUUUGUGUGAGAAAGUUGUGCCUGGGUAUCCACUGGCUCUUCAAAGGUUGUUUCUUGUUUCUUACAAAUAAAUGUAAAACUACAUAUUUUAGGAUUAUUAUUAAUUAAUUAUAAGUUCAACUGUAUGUCAUAUCAGCGAAAAGCAAAUUUGAAGCAAUAUCAAGGGAAUAAUGAAUGUUUUUAAUUACAUUUUACGGUUAAUUUACGUAAAAUCAUAUCAGUAAAUUAUUUUUAAAGAGGAUCUGUGGCCAUCUCUGAUCAUAACUUUGUGUUGACCAUAUCACACGAUCGAAACCUAUCAAUAUCGAACGCCUAAAACAUAACCCUAGCUAAAAUAUAGAUAAUCCAAAAUUGCUUUUACCAAGACAGAUGUUUUUAACCAUAUACGAGUAUAUAUACUUACAACAUAUAUUUACCUUUUGCAAGCUUACUAACGAUCCAAUUUUUUACAUUAAAUAGUUAUUAAUAAAUCGCUGAAGAAUGUACAUAAUCCUAGGAUGCUUUAUACUCGGUUUGCCAGUUCCUUAUGCGUUGUGUAAAGACUCUAAAGCUUUAAUUUAAUAUAUAUUUAUAUAUGUAUACCUAUAUAUACAUAAAUUACUUGUAAACCGGAAAGGAACUCCAAAGAGAAGCUUUACCAGUUGAAGUUUUGUCUAAUUAAAAACCGAAUUCAAUCACACACGCACACUCUUGGCUCUGAACUUUGUUUUAAAAUUCACAUGUUGACUUUAACUUUUCUGGCGAACUUAACAAGAACACAAAACAACAAGAAUUAAAUAGGUAAAUAAAAUAAAUUAAGGAAGGUGCACAGGAAAAUGGGGGAAAAACAAACAAAAUUUCGCGCUCAUCACUCACUCCUCAUUCUGGGAUAAGCACCUUCUAGACUCUUCUCCUCCCACCACCAAAAGUUGGCUAACCAAUCGGGCUAAGAGGAGGGGCGGAAAAUUAAAAAUUGUUUUAAAUUUUCACGGGUUUCAAAGUCAAAUCUAAUUUCUAUCAAAUGUGCAAACAAAUAAGAGGCAGUUCCGCUUCCCCUUUCAGUUAAUUUCAAUUUGCUAAAAAGUUUACCAAACUGCUUCUGGGAUCCCCCUUCAUUUACACAAUUCUCUUGUACAUUUUAAAUAUAAAUAUGUUACAUAUAUCUAUCAGCAAGCAUACAUAUAUUUGUAAGAAUAAAAAUGAUUAUUAAUAAGAGCAAGCAAAGGAAAAAUGGUAAUAAAUAAAUAAAUGAAAAGUCGGAAAAACUUAGGCAACAUUUUGGAUCGAAGAAUGGGCAACAAAUAAACGAACGAAGCAAGCAAACAAAUAAACAAAAAUUUGUUAAGUUUUUACAAUGAACAAACAAACAAAGCGUUAUUAAGAACUAAAUUAAUAUUACAAAUAUUAUACUUGCAAGCUAUAUAGGAAAUGGAUACAAACAAUUGUUUAUAUCGUUUUUCAUUUACCAUUUUCUCGCUAUGAUUUCAAAAGGAAAUGCUGUUUUUUAAAUUGUAUAGUUAAGCAAAUUGUAUACUAUUUGAACUAAAGCGGAAACAAAAACCAAAAACAAACGAAAUUGUUCUCUCAAUAAUUCAUGA